CUCGAUUAUACCAUUGGCAUUUGUUUUUGGAUGCAGUCUAUGAUUUCUAGAGCCCAUGCUGAAGUUAAAGAGUUGCGACAAUCAAUUCAACUUUUAAAGGCUGAAGGUGAAAAGUUGGAGAAGAGUGCAUUACAUGCAGAGGAGCAAUUCUUACAUGGAAGGACGAAACUCAGACAAGCAGGAAAGCAGAUCCGGAAUGUGAUUCACUCAGCACAUAAAGUUGAAAGACGAGCACAUGGUUUGAAAGAUAUCCUUGGAGAACUCCCUAAAAGAGAAGCAUCCCUUUUCCGAUCACAGGUUUCCCAACUUGCUUCUGAGGCAAAGAAAGAAAAAAGUACCUUGACCAAGGAGAUCUCCAAAAUUAGCAACUAUGGCAUCUCGGUUUGAGAGACUCUGCUUCAGCAUUUUCUAAUUUAAGUCCAUCUGAGUCUUCUGAUCAAGAGCAUCGUCUGGUGAUCUUUUCAGGACUAACAAAAUUCUGUUGUUAUAUUAUAAUAUAUAAUAUUGUAAAUCCCUUCGGUUCGUGAAGUUUGCCUGAGAGGGAGGUUUCAUGCCCAGAGUAAAGAGAAUGUUAAUUAAAACGCAUAAAGUGGCGUAACUUCACAGAAAUGAAAUUUUGUGCGGUCUCUGUUUUCACAAUUUAUAAAGUUCAGUAGGCUACGGUGACAUUGUAGUACAAUGCAUCAGUAUGACUCAUUUUACAUACAUAUUGGGAAUGUUCAUAUUGAAUUUGUUACAAAUCAAUAUGAGCAUGACUCAGUUCAAAACUUCA
Vigna umbellata (rice bean) is the source of this 772-nucleotide messenger RNA. The record is from RefSeq and is a predicted model, not a curated record. Lineage: Eukaryota; Viridiplantae; Streptophyta; Magnoliopsida; Fabales; Fabaceae.